GCGUCGUCAUGCCUGAACCAGCAAAGUCCGCUCCGAAGAAGGGAUCUAAGAAGGCCGUCACGAAGGUCGCCGGUAAGGGAGGAAAGAAGCGCAGAAAGUCCAGGAAAGAAAGUUAUGCUAUCUACGUUUACAAAGUCCUGAAGCAGGUCCAUCCUGACACCGGGAUCUCCUCCAAAGCGAUGGGCAUCAUGAACUCCUUCGUCAACGACAUCUUCGAGCGCAUCGCCGGUGAGUCGUCUCGUCUCGCUCACUACAACAAGCGCUCCACCAUCACAUCGAGAGAGAUCCAGACCGCCGUGCGUCUGCUGCUGCCCGGUGAACUGGCCAAACACGCCGUGUCUGAGGGCACAAAGGCCGUCACCAAGUACACCAGCUCCAAGUAAAGUGAAGCUCCAGCUGCACCCAAAGGCUCUUUUAAGAGCCACCCAUUAACUCAUUUAAAAGAGUUUAUUGUUCUAGGACAAACAAGGUAUUUGGCAACUCUGAAAACUUUCUGAUAGUGAAGGAUUCGGAUUUCUGUCUCGUUGCAGACAUUUUACUUUCGUUAUACUUAAUAAUAUAAACAAAAGAUAAUUGCAAGGAUUCAAACAUGUGAAUAAGCCGCAACAGUCUCUAAAAGUAUUUUUUAAAUCCUCAUCCAGUUUUAUUAAAUGAGUGUGAUUGGCCCAUCCUGGCCAUCGCUAAAAAAGUAACAAGUAUCACGUGUGUCAUCUAUGUGCUGUUUCGGCCGCAGUCAGGACCUCCGUACAAACAUUGUAGCUAAAGAUUCAUUUUCCUGACAAACUUUAAAAUCAUUACAUGUGAGAAGUGACAUUACAAAAUCUUUUGAAAAAACAAAACAUUUACAUAUUAGAUGUGAGCAUGGUGUAUAAUUCUAACACGACGGCUUCACAACAAUACUUGGACACAUAUUGGUCAAAGCACAGCACACAACCACAAUUUUAUCCAGCAAAGUCUUAUCCUCCCCCUCACAAGGCACCACAUAUCCCAGGCCCAGUCAGGAUCACACUCCAACAUUUCAUAGGCAGGUUUGCCUGCAAACACAGUCACCAAAUAAAUAGCUAUGUAGCCUAGAUGUACAACAUUUAAAACUGAUUAACGUUACGCUUUAGUACAUUGGUAACUUAAGCUCAUUUUCUAGCCAUUUCAUGCUAGUUAACAUUGGCCUAACGUCAAAUCUAAUGGUCUGGUUAAAUCAAACAAAACACGCUGGUUAUUUGCCCACAACAUAACAUUUACAAUUACUCUUUGUAAUUUAACUUUGUGAAAAUUCUUUGAACACACCAUCAUGAUGUGGUGGAGUGUUAUCGAAGGUAAGCUUGGGCCUCCUUACUGCUGCUAUCCAUGCCAUUCGUUGCCUUUUUGUCACCGCUGAAACAUGGCUUGUACUAUUAUUUUUCCACGCUGGAAAACGAUAAAAGGAUUUUCCGUUCUUAAGCUUUAUGCCACUUCUAUCGUGAGAACGACUAUUGCAGUUUAUAACACAGCAGGUAGACGGCACCUUGAACACUGCAUUCUUCCCUCCAUGCAAUCAAGUCUGGCGCCUUCUGUUUGUGCCGCGGAUUCCGAAAAAAUGCUUUGCGUUCACCACUGGUAAUACGUUACGAUGAUGUCACAUUAGCAAUCUCUAUUACCAUUGAAAUAAAAUCAGACCUCUCUGCCAUCGUCGUUCAAAACCAGUUUGAUUUUUUUCAUCGGUGAAACAACAUUGAGGGAGGAGAGGAUCGUGAUUGUAAUAUCUGAUGCAUUGUUUCCGUCCCUUUGAACUAAUAUUUAUUUUCAGCAGGUUUCAGUUUCUCUGCAUUUAUGUUUGGAUUCUGAUGGUUUAUUGAGGCUAAAGCUCCAGCCAAAAAUGGGUUAUUUCUGUGGUGGGCGACUUAUAAAAAUCUUGGAGUGACUUGUGGCAAGAAAACGCACAUUUGAAGAACACUCUUGAUUACAUUUUGAAGAACAGAUGAAAGAAAAGCCAUUGAUUCGCUGUGUAUUCAGAGGUGCUCUUCCCCCAUAAGCGCAUCACUCCUCAUGGAACACGCAUGCAGUGUGCUCACUGUUCCUGCUGUUUCAGUAAUCUGAAAAUAUUUCCAACUGCAAGAAAAGAGUCGUCCAUGAGAACACGGCAAAUGAUCUCAAGAGGUGCUUUAAGUUUAGUUUGCUUAAUUUCCACAGAGCAGUUUGCGUUUACACGCAUUGUGAAUAAAUGAAUUCAGCAUUGCUUAAUUCCACACUUGUGUGGCUGAAUAUUUUACAAUACAGGUGGCUGGUGAAAUUGGGCAUUUUCAGCCACUGUGGCUGAUGGGCAAAAAAAGUUUGUAUCGUUUUACCCCAGUGUUAUCUAUGAAACCUGCAUCUUUCUGUUUUCCUGCUCCAGUUUUCCUUUGAUCUACUGAUGAUCUACCACCAUCACUUAAGAAUUUAUUUUACCCAAGUUAUGAGAUAGCUGUAUUAAUUGAAUGUGGUGACAUAAAAAAGCAUGAGUGCACCUUUCUAUUGCAUUCGCUAGAUGUACUCAACAAGCACAUUGACUCGUUCAGUCCGAUUCAUGACUUAAUGACUCAAAAACAGUGAUUCACCAGCUCAUGAGAUCUCGUUUUGAAUCAGUUUGACAAAUUCUUCAGUGAAUGAACUUCCUGAAUUACUCGAAGGGGCAGAAUGAAUGUGAAGAUGCUCUCAAUCAUGUCGAAAUGUUUAGUGUACAAAGUUGAUCAAAUAUGAUAACAUAUGAUAAAACUUUGUUAAAGAUAAUUAAUAAUGUUAAUGCUUCAUUUUAAAAGUUAUUUAAAAAGAUGCAGUGUUUUCAGACCUCGAAUUAAGCAAAGAUAACAAGUUCAUAUUCAGUGUUAAACAACACAUUACUAAUGUUUAAACUUAGGAAAAGUUCAGAUAUCAAUAUUUGGUGGAAUAAACCAGAUUUUCAAUCACAGCUUUCAUGCGUUUCGAUACACACCAAAAUAUCUUGGGUUGAAAAUAACCCAAUUUGGGUUGUUUUGCAACCGACAGCUGGGUCAAAUAUGGACAAACCCAACCGUGGGUUAUUUUGACCUAGCAUGUUGGGUUGUACAGCCAACCCAACACUUUUUAUGGGUAUUGAUAUUUUUUGGUUGGGUUGCAAUAACCCAAUGUGUAGGUAAUGUGUUUCAGGUUGUGUAUGAAGGGUUUUAAAGGAUUAUAUCAGUAUUUUCUGCAGUUUUUGUGAAUUUAUUAAAAACUCUGGUUUACUUUGCAUUACUGCAGAGUAUGUCACAGUUUCAUAUUUUACUACCUUCCAUUAUUGUCACUAUAUACAGACAAAAAAAAGUGUAUUUCAUAGAGAAAGCAUAUAUUUAUGUUUUUAUCCUCAAUGGACAAUAAAACAGCAUAUAAACCAUCUCAAUGGACUACUUGCACUGAGCCUCGUGACGCACUUCAGCUUUAUAGUAAUACAUAUCACUUAUUUCCGGUAUGACCGGUGCCAUUGUUUCUCGAUCCAGACAAGCCGUGUAAAAUGUGCACAAAACAAACCGUUUUUAGAUUUCAGAAACAGCAGAAGAAAACCACUGAAUUUUGUUGUGUUCCACUAUUACCCCUUUUCCACCAACAAGAACCAGGUGCUGGUUCAGAGCUAGAGCUAAAGCCGGUUCGGAGUUGGUUCGACUGAUGAGCCGCCAAAGAACCGGUUUGCUUUUCCACAGGCUAAAGAGCCAGCACAGAGCCAGGUCUUGCGUCAUUGUAUACGUCUCAUCUUUCCCAGCAACGUUAGCGCGGUGGCGCCAAACAUACACACACCAAUAAACAAUGGCGGACGUUGCUUUGCUAUUGAUGUUCAUGGCUUUGCGGACCUACAUCGGCAUCCAAACACGGCGGAUCCAACGUGUUCGCGUGGCUCGCCUUUAUUUGUACAGACGGAGAUUACAAGCGAGAGUAACGGUAUGUACAUAAAAUUUAUUUUUAACAAUAAGAUGCCGACUUUAGCCAGAGAUUUAUAUUUUAGCCUCAGCAUGUUGCAAACCUCCUAGCAUCGAUUUUGCUGAUAAUCGAUCACAUUGCAGUUAAAUUAAAAUGUAUUAAGCAUUGGUUGAAUAAGUUUUCCGAUGCUGUUUUGUGAAAACUCAUAUGUAUAUGUGAGCUAUAACGCAAAAACCACUCACAGUAAUAAAACUAAAACUAGAUAAUCUGCAGAAAAAUGUGUCCACUGUCAGUGUUGUUUUAUUGUAGGCUAUAUUAUGUUUUUUUUUAUUAGUAUUACUGCAGCUGUAAUGUGUAGCCUAUUAAAAAUGUCCAAAUUUAGAUUUAUGCAUGGUUUUCACUGGACAAGAAGGCUAUGAAAAUAAGUUGUCUGAAAAGACAAUGCAUGACCCUAAAAAGACUGAAAAAAACCUUAUAAAUAAAGUAGCCCUGUCUUUUAAGUGGUACUUAUAGAUGAAUUAAUAAACACUUCACUGCUACAGCUCAACUGUUUUUAUAGUAUUUAUACUGCACUGUAUACUUGAUAGAAAAUAUACCUAUACCCUAUUGCCCAUAAAUGAAACUUUCUAUAUAUAUAUAUAUAUAUAUAUAUAUAUAUAUUUUAUCUUUACAGGCAAUCUUCCAGCUGAAGGCAAGGCGGAGGCCACCUGUAAUGUGGGCAUACCCACGAUCUGGCCACUGGUGGGACACAAUUGUUCCGAUUUCACCCCGCUACAAUUCAUGCAGAAUUUCCGUGUAUCCCCAGAAUCGUUUGAGUACAUCUGCA
Messenger RNA from Xyrauchen texanus (razorback sucker), 4708 nucleotides. RefSeq names its product histone H2B-like. Bases 9 to 383 code for a protein of 124 amino acids. Gene Ontology annotation, cellular component: nucleosome. The record is from RefSeq and is a predicted model, not a curated record. Gene Ontology annotation, molecular function: protein heterodimerization activity; DNA binding; structural constituent of chromatin. The transcript has 2 exons. Lineage: Eukaryota; Metazoa; Chordata; Actinopteri; Cypriniformes; Catostomidae.